UACCAACGUUUCCGUUAUCUCUUUUUUAUCUUUGACAAAAGCUAAAUAUUUCAUUUAUUAAACUAAGUGAAAACAAUCCAGGACAAUGGACUAUUUGAUAGUAAAAUUAUUUCUGUUCGCAGCAGUUGUUUCUUUGGUUAAUGGACAAACAGACAGAAAUUGUACGAGUACAUCUUCAACCGGAAAGCACUUCAUGAUUGCGGUGCCAGAAAGUAGCACCAGACCAGAUAAAAUUGUUUUUCACAUAACCUCUGCUGUAAACAAGACAAAAUGCACCAUCAAAGCACCGGAUGUACAUUUUGUUCAAACCUACACCUUUGAAAGUUAUAUCCAAGUUAACUUGUCCUACAGAAUAAUGCAAGUUUCUUCUUCAUCGUCCUUGACCGAUAGAAAAGGAAUAAAAAUAAGUUGUGACCAUGCAUGCGCUGUACAUGUUUUACCACACAGUUCCAAUGAUGCAGUGGAAGGUUUUCUUGCACUUCCGGUUAACGCCUUAGGUACAAGAUAUGUUAUUUCAUCUUACACACCGUACACAUCCAAUACACCUAGCGAAUUUGUAAUAGCAGUUGUUGAAAAUAAUACAAGAAUCCAACUGUCUAAGAAAAUAUACUAUAACGGAUAUAGCAAUAGUUCUUUAACAUUGAACGAAUUCGACACAUAUAUUUACAAGAACUCACGUGACCUGAGCGAUUCAGUGAUUUCUAGUGAUAAACCUAUAUCCGUCUUCUCAGCGUCUAGCGCUAGCCAAGUGCCCCAUGGCACAGGAGAUUAUCAAUACAUCGUGGAACAGAUGAUUCCAACCGAGUUUUGGGCGAAGACCUAUAUUGUUCCACACAUUUAUCCUAGAAAGUAUAGUAUGUAUCGUAUUUAUGGUACUGAGUACAAUACAUCAAUAACACGUCACAACGGUAACAUCACCGGAUCUACUGUAAUUACCUCAAAGCAUUUUGAAAACAUGGCGUCUGAUACAACUGUGAUUAAAGCUGAUAAAGCUAUCAGUGUAAUACAAUAUGGUUAUGAUGAUGAUGAUAUGGAUGGGGACCCGUUCAUGACGACAGUUCAAGCAGUAUCACAAUUUCAAAACUCUUACGAAUUUGUGACAGAUUUUGAUAAAAUGAAUACUAUACCAUGGCCGGUCACACUUGUUAUUACCGCUCGUACUACAGACAUUUCCGAAAUAUUUCUGGACGGAAGUAACUCGUACAUUCAAGCACAUAGUCACAUUAUGUCUGUACCUCCACCCAUGGAUGACUUCAAUGUUUACUACAUCAACAUGACUUAUAAAGUCUUUGGCAGUUUCCAUACAUUACGCCACGCAUCCGGGAAGCCAUUUGGUGCAACUAUCUACAGUUUACCAGGAACUGCUGCUGCCUAUGGAUAUCCUUUACAGUUUGCCCUGAAAGAUCAAGUUUGUCAAAUUCCAACAACCACGUCAACAACAACUACGACGACGACGACAACAACAACAACAACAACUACUACAACGACCUCACCUCCGACAACAAAGCCAACGACGACGACGAUGACAACAACAGCGGUUUUUGCAACAACAACAUCGAAAACACAAAUUACUUAUAAUACUACACAAAGCACAGGCGGAAUCCAGUGUUUUGACUGUCGUGACAUUCCACAUCUAAGAUAUUGUGACAAAGUAAGCAGGUGCUCAGGAAAUGAGGUUUGUUACGUUGAGAGCUACACAAAACCUCAUGGGCAAAAAAUGUUCAGGUCUGGAUGUAUAGACAAGGGGGGAUGUCAACCAUUGAGUGGAACAAACGACUGCCUACAGUGUUGUGAAUCUAGAGACUUCUGUAACAUGGAUGGUUGUGAAGAAGAAGCUCAAAGUUCAAUAAGUUCAGGGACUCGUGGGCCGUAUUGUUACGACUGUUCACAUAUCGGAGAGAAUGAAAAAUGCACAUCCGUUCAAAUGUGUCCAUCCGACCAGGUGUGCAUGAUAGAGAAGUACGCAUGGGGAAACAAUGACUUCAACUACGUUAUGGGAUGUAUACGUCCACAUGUUUGCGAAGCAAAGAAACGCUCAGUGUUAGACCGGAAGUUGACAGCUCGCCACGCUCCAGUUUGUACACAUUGCUGCUCCACUGAUUUCUGCAACCAAAAUUGCACGCAUCAUUACAGUCCAGGACUUAUUGGUUAACAGAGCAUUUUGCAAUUAACUUGCCAUCGAUUUGUCUUACUGUUAGUGGUUGAGUGUCGACUUAAAUAAAAUGUAACAAGAAAA
Messenger RNA from Ruditapes philippinarum (Manila clam), 2236 nucleotides. RefSeq lists its product as uncharacterized. NCBI's taxonomy places the organism in Eukaryota, Metazoa, Mollusca, Bivalvia, Venerida, Veneridae. The record is from RefSeq and is a predicted model, not a curated record. The coding region runs from base 86 to 2152 and encodes 688 amino acids. The transcript has 11 exons.